Molecule: messenger RNA, 237 nt
Organism: Haemonchus placei
Lineage: Eukaryota; Metazoa; Nematoda; Chromadorea; Rhabditida; Trichostrongylidae
Source: the annotation of a GenBank genome assembly
UCAGCUGGUAUUACUUCAUAUUCCCAGCCUGGAUUGAUUAGUUUACGAUACAUUUCGGAGAUUUCUGGGAAGCGGAUCACUCCUGGGUUCACGAGAUUGAUGACUCCAGUUUCCGGUUCAAUAUUUUAUACUCACUUUUUGAGAGCCAUAUCCAAUAAAAUUGGCAGAGUAUCAGGAAGAAUAGUUAUAGAGUUCGGUACAUCGAGAACUUUCUUGAAUGACAUCAGCUGGAAAUAG